Molecule: messenger RNA, 1608 nt
Organism: Ilyonectria robusta
Lineage: Eukaryota; Fungi; Ascomycota; Sordariomycetes; Hypocreales; Nectriaceae
Product: cytochrome P450
Exons: 3
Coding region: 1-1608 (535 amino acids)
Molecular function (GO): heme binding; oxidoreductase activity, acting on paired donors, with incorporation or reduction of molecular oxygen; iron ion binding
Source: RefSeq, a predicted model, not a curated record
AUGGCCUUGUCACAAUUAUCCCCCCAUAUGACCAGUCCCUUAGGCUUUGUCCUCACGGUCUCGGGUUCUAUCAUGUUGCUGUAUCUGAUUGAGCACUACAUCCUCGGCGUCCCAUAUCCUCCCGAAGUUUCACUGGUUCGCGAGCCAGCUGGAGCAAGACGCUUCAGCAUUCGCACGAGAUUGGCCUACUACACCGACUGCCAGAACCUCUUCCGCGACGCAUAUGAUAAUUAUUUGAAGAAGGGUAAGCCCGUUGUCAUACCUGGCAUUGGUUUUCGCCACGAGGUUCUCAUGCCUCCUCAAACCAUGAGCUGGGUGAUGGCUCAGCCAGAGAACGAACUUGAUCCUGCGGCCGCAUUCGUUGAAAUUGACCAAGUGAGAUGGGCAUUGGGGGACGACCGUUACGUCUCAGAUGCCUGGCAUGGCAUGCUCGUUAAGACAGAUCUAAACCGCGUGCUGGAGAACAUCUGCACGGCGCUGAACAGCGAGCUCGGGUUCGCCUUCGAUAAGCAUUUUGGUACCGAUACGGAGAACUGGAAGGAGAUCGACCUCUUCGAGACCGUGAGAAUGGUUGUUGCUCAGGCCGCGAGCCGCUUUACGCUUGGUCUCCCGCUUUGCCAGAAUGAAGAAUAUCUUCGACUGUCGUUGGAAAUUAUUGACCGUCUGGUUCUAAAUGCUGGUGUUACUGGCGGCGCUCCAAGACUCCUCCAACCUCUCGUUGGCACGACCAUCAACUGGACCCUGCAUAGCAAAGUCCACAGGCUGAAGACACUCUUUGCGCCAGUCUGGAAAGAACGUCUAGUCUCAUUGAAGCGCGCCAGAGACGACCCCAACCACGUCGAGCCGCAGGAUCACCUUCAGAUGAUGGUCCGCUUUGCCGAGAAGCACCGUCCUGAAGAAUUCAACGACCUCGACUCCAUGACGCGGCGCCUCAUUGCCACCAAUUUUGGCUCCAUGCACCAGACAAGCAUCCAGGUAACCAAUCUGCUCCUGAAUAUCAUUGGCUCCGCCGCCGAGUUCAAUACAAUCGCCAUUCUUAGAGAUGAGACUCGCCGGUUCCUCCAAAACGGCAGCAACACCCAGUGGACCAAAGCCAAGGUUGCCCAGAUGGUCAAAUCAGACAGUGUCCUUCGUGAAACUCUCCGGCUCCAGUCGUUUGGUGGUCGCGCCGUCCUCCGCAAGGUCAUGGUUGAGGGCUAUAAGACGCCCAGCGGAUACAGUCUUCCCAAAGGCACUAUAAUCUCCUUCCUCGGUCAAGCGGCUCAGACGGAUGCCGAUUCUAUCGACGAUCCCCUGAAAUUCGAUCCCUUCCGCUUCUCGCGUCUCCGAGACGAGGCGGCGAGCAAAAACGAACCGCCACCGCCAGUUUCCUUCGUGGCCACGGGACCGAAGUAUUUAUCCUUCGGGCACGGGAAGCACGCCUGCCCAGGUCGCUUUCUUAUCGACUUCGAGUUGAAGAUGAUCAUUGCGUAUGUAUUGGGUCACUACGACAUCGAGUUCCCUUCGAACUACAACAACCAACGGCCGGCGAAUUACUGGGUUGCCGAGGCCGUGUUCCCACCAAAGGGUGCUAGGCUUAUGAUCAAAAGAAGGCCGACUGAGGCUUGA